This is a messenger RNA of Eriocheir sinensis (Chinese mitten crab), 4709 nucleotides long. RefSeq names its product fibroblast growth factor receptor-like 1. The record is from RefSeq and is a predicted model, not a curated record. Gene Ontology annotation, biological process: synapse organization. Lineage: Eukaryota; Metazoa; Arthropoda; Malacostraca; Decapoda; Varunidae. Gene Ontology annotation, cellular component: neuron projection membrane. The transcript is spliced from 7 exons. The coding region runs from base 1843 to 2904 and encodes 353 amino acids.
GCAAGUGCCACCCCAGUCAGUUGCGUCUUGACAGUGAGAGGAGAGCAUCGCGCGCCCGGCCUCUCCUCUCCACCGCUUCCUCGCGCUACAGUUUCUCUCGCUCACUCGCCCAUUUCCACCCGUUUUUUCCAGCCCCUCUGAGGGAAGUGACGAGCGGGAGCAGAGACAUAGAAGAAAGCUGAAUAAUGUGACACGAGACAGAUACGAGAAAAAACGGGAAAAAGACAAAAGGGAAAGUGUCACCUGAAGGAUAAAAGAAACAUCAAACAAAAAUAUACGGAAAGAGUGAAGUAGGGAUUAGUAAACAAGGCAAGAGAGAUAGAAAUAUAACUCGACUGGAAAAUAGCAAGAAAAGGUAGAAAAUAAAAAUACGUAGCGAGAAGUGACAGAAAGAUAAAGACUAAAAGAAGGAGUAGAAAAUAUAAAUACGUAGAGUGGAGUGACAAAUGGAUUAGAAAACAAGAGAAAAGAGAGAGAAACACAACUCGCCUGACAGAAAAGAAAAACAGAAAAUGUAAAAUGUAAAAUACGAAGAGAAAAUAGUGACAGAAAGAUAAAAUAAAGUUACGAAGCAGUAUUAUUCGUAGAAACAAAUAUUAAAAACUCAAAAAAGGAAAGCAAUAUUAAUACUACGACCACGCCAUGUUGUAACACAGCGAAAAACAAAACAACAUCACCAGUAGUUUUGUGAGUGUGGAAACAAAAUCCAAACAAAAUGACAACUACAAAUAACCCCGAAAACAAUAAACAUUUUAACUCUGAGUGAAGUAAACAAAUGCACUGAGUGAGGAAAAAAAGUUAUAAAUGCAUAUAGAUAAAAAAACUAAAACUGUGACUGUCGGAAACUAAAGAAAUACGAACCGAAAACACGAGAAAAACAUAGAAAAAAACAUAGAAAAACAAAAAUAAAAACCAUAGAGGAAAAAGCAACAGAAAAAAACAGAAAAACAUACUGAAAAAAAAAUAUAUACGAACCAUACGAUAAUUUAAAAGGAAGAACAAAAUAGCUGACAGAAAACUGGUGAUAAAAGGGAAGAUAUAUUUGUAGAGAGAACUCGAAUAUAAAUGUCUGGGAAAUAUAAGCAAAACAGAAAAUAGAGGAAAACGGAAGGACAUACAAGGUAAAACAUAGAAUAAAACAGACUAUAGAGAAUAAACGACACAAAAAAUACUAAUACAGAGAAUACAGGAAAACGGGAACAAAAAAAAAUAGAAAAAAUAGAAAAAUAGCAGAGAAAAACGGAAACAAAAAAACAGAGAGAAACACAGAAAAAAUAUAGAAAAAAAGCAGAGAAAAACAUACAGAACAGCAUAGAAAAAAAAUCGGAAAAAAAAUCAGAGCAUAAAGGAAAAAACACACACACACACACAAAAAACAUCAACCCAAUAUAAAACAGCUAAAAAAUGUGGGGUGUGUGUAAUAAACCCUAAACCGGCAUGAGGAGAUAAAGACAGAGAAAAGAGAGAAAGAAAAAAUAAAACCCAGAUAAAAAAAAAAAUAAAGCAGGGUCAAAACCAAACACAAUCAAACACGGUGCAGAGUGACAAGCCAAAAAAAAAAUAAAAAAAGAGCAAAGCAAUCACAUUCGGCGCGGCGAGAACAAACACGCAAACAAACGACCGAAAUGGAAAACAACAAGAUUCCAAGAAAAACAAUAGACGCCCUUUAGAGACAGAGCCAACGGGAAACGAGACAUUGAAAAGAAGAGGAAAAAAAAGAAAUAAAAAAGUGAGGAAAAAUAUAUAGAAGAGAAAAAAAGAGGACAACGGCUGCGAGUGGAGGAGGCCUUACAGAUCACACGCACUCACACACGCACACACACACACGCACACACAGUCAACAUGAGAGUGCCACGGGUCGCCUCAAGGGGUGCCAGCCUCUGCCUGCUCCUCCUGCUUCUGCUACACCUCAGCGGCACCCUUGCACGCUCCUACUGGGGACACAACAGAGGUGCAGGCGGGCAGCGGCGGGGCGGCGGGCACCAAGGGAGGAGAAACAUGGGUCGCCACCGCCGUAAAGACCAGCUGAUCCACCCCACCACGGCGGAGAUCCCCUACUUCGACCCCACCUCCCCGACGCACAUCAAGGCGCAGAUGGGCUCAAGCGCCUACCUACCGUGUAAAAUUAAGAACCUGGGCAAUAAGUCGGUGUCGUGGGUGAGGAACAAGGACGCGCACAUCAUCUCGGUGGACAGAUACACCUUCAUCCAGGACGCGCGCUUCGCCACCUGGCACGAGGCCGUCACCAACACGUGGACGCUACAGGUGAAGUACGUGAGGGCGUCGGACGCGGGCAGGUACGAAUGCCAGGUGUCCACGGAGCCGAAGAUGAGCCACUUUGUGCAUCUCAAUGUUGUGGUUCCCUCGGUCACCAUCCCUGGAGGCUCUGAGCUGCACGUGAGGAGCGGCAGCACCGUCACCAUCAAGUGUGUGGUGAGCCAAGCACUUCACCCGCCCAGCUACGUCUUCUGGUACCACGGGGAGCAGCGCAUUCCGGAGGGCAACUGGAAGGGCGUGACGCAGGAGCCGCUGAGUCGCCGGCCGUCCGGAGGCAGUGAAGGCUCCCUCACCAUCACCUCUGUCAACCACGCUCACGCCGGGAACUACACCUGCGUACCUGCCGCCCUCACACCUGUCUCCGUCAUCUUGCACGUGUUGAAUGGUGAACGCCCCGCCGCUAUGCAACACGGAACCAGCAGCUCUUCCCUUCCCUCUCCUCCCCUCUCCCUCCUCUUCCUCCUCCCUCUCCUCCUCCUCUUCCGCCUCGGCCGCACAAGCAUCCCCUCCUCGCACCUCACCUCUUCCUCCUUCUCCUCCUCCUCCUCCACUUCGUCUUCCUCCUACUCCUCCAUCUCCUCCUCCUCCUUCUUCCAUUCAGGUGUUAGUUUAUUCUGCCCUCGGUGAUGGCAACACUAAUUACCUGUGGACUUGUACGUAAGGCUUCGUGUGUUUUGUAUUAUAUUUAGGACAACGAUGAUACGUGUACGAUACUGGUUGGACACCCUUCAUUCCUUCCUGCCCUUUUUCAUCUCUUUUUCUUAACUCUUUUUGUUAUUUCGAUGCGUCCUUUUCCACUUGGUAACUUAUUCUGCCGUUUAUUACCUGUUCUCCUUUUCUUCCUGCUCUUUUUCACCUUUUCUUCAUUUUAUUUUUUUUUGCAAUUCCAAUUCAUCUUUUUCCUACUGGGUUUUUAUUUCACAUUUUUUAUACACAUUUUCUUUUUUCUUCUCCACUUUUGAACCAUUUUCCUUCACUUUUUCUUGUAUUUUUCGAGGAGUUAUUUUUCUAUGCGGUAAUUUAUCACAUAUUAUAAUACCUGUUCUAUUUUUUCUUUCCACUUUUUCAUCUUUUUUUUUUUACUUUUUUUCCUUAUUCCGGUACAUUAUUUUUCUAUCAGGUAAUUCACGGUAUCUUUUCUGACCCUUACUCGUCUUUUCUAUUCCCCUUUCUGCUUUUCUUUUUCUUUUAUUUAUCUCUCCUCGGCAAGGCGUCAUUUAUUGCUUAACUUUUCCCUAUCAAAUUAUCUACGUUAUCAUAAAUUUACUAGUCCCGUUAAUCUUAUCUAACUCCUAGCAAUUAUAUCUUACUUUUUGUACGUUUUUUUUCUUUUUUAUCUUCUCUCUUCCAAUUCUUUCCUCCAUUUCCUCUUCCUCAUAUUCGUUCCUUAUUCAUGUGCUUCGUAUCUUCCGCUCUUACACUAAUACUUUUUUUUGCCUUAGAUGGAUUAGCGUAAAUACACACACACACACACACACACACACACACACACACACACACACACACACUACUAAAACAAUUACAAUAUUCUCGUGCAAGUGUAAUUAAGUGUAUAUAUUAAUGUUUAAGAAGUGUAAUUCAUGUAACUCCAAUUAUAUUUGUUACGUCUAAUGAGAGAGAGAGAGAGAGAGAGAGAGAGAGAGAGAGAGAGAGAGAGAGAGAGAGAGAGAGAGAGAGAGAAAAUGAGUGUGUGUGUGUGUGUGUGUGUGUGUGUGUGUGUGUGUGUGUGUGUGUGUGUGUGUGUGUGUGUGCAUCUUGACUGGAUAUACAAAAAGAUGUUGAGUAACCUUGUGAAUUCCAAUGUAAUCCACUAUACCCACGAGGGAGUUUUCGGCCUUGCCCUGAACAAAAGAAGACAAGCAAUCUGACACUCGUAAAAACAACGGAAAAAAAAAGAACGGUAAAAUAUAAGAUGAAAAACAUAGAAGGAGGAUGAAAACCGUAUCCCCAACCUCCUUAAACCAAAAUAAUCUUCUGGAAAAUAAAGAAAACAAGAUAAAAUUAAAAAUAUCACAUUCGGAAAAGCAAAAAAAUAUCCACCACAAUGAAAUAUACAACUUUUACUACUACUACUACUACUACUACUACUACUACUACUAAUAAUAAUAAUAAUAAUAAUAAUAAUAAUAAUAACAAUACUAAUACCAAUACUAAUAAUAACAAUAAAGGUAUCCAGAGCCGAGAUGGGCCAGGCCGAAUCCUCCUUCCAAACGCCAAUACCGUUAAUGUCUCGUAGCUAAUAAGUAUAAUCCAGUCAGUCCAUUUACCGUUUUCUAUCGCGUGCUGCCCCGACGAUGUGAGGGGGCCACUACUAUAAAUGAUGAUGAUAAUGAUGAUGAUGGUGAUGAUGUUGAUGCAUUUGUGUACAUAGUAUUAUCUAGGGUGAUGAUGAUGAUGAUGAUGAUGAUAAUAAUAAAUGGGGUUUUUGUGUA